Protopolystoma xenopodis is the source of this 2235-nucleotide messenger RNA. The record is from the annotation of a GenBank genome assembly. NCBI's taxonomy places the organism in Eukaryota, Metazoa, Platyhelminthes, Monogenea, Polystomatidea, Polystomatidae.
AUGGCUUUGAGCCUUCGUGAUGCGCCUUCCUGCACCCUAGACUGGUUCAACGAGAAUGAGAUUCAUAUAUCAUGGACCCCAAUUCCUAGCGAGGCCACAGAAGCAAUCACUUACACAGUAGAAGUGACGAAAGACAAUGGCCACUGGUGGCGGCCUGUGGCGAGCCAGUUAUCAGAACACGAGUAUUCGAUUCCUGUUGAGCUGGCUGACCCUCUCUAUCCCUUGCAGAUCCGUGUACUGGCCGAAAACAGCCUCGGACAAGGUCCAGCUUCGACGCCUGCCCUAAGAGUGCCUAUCCGUGCCUGCUUGCCCGUCAUGCCAAUGGUCAAGCCGACCAUCACUGAGGAGGAUGCCACUUCGGUACGUAUCAGCUGGCAGGCAGCCUGCCCCACUCAAUCGACUACGGCAGUAUCGCGCAUGCAAGUCUGGAGUGACGGAUCGAAGGAUUGGGAGGAAAUGAGUCCACUCAAGCUUCUCGGCCGCAUACGCUACAAGUUGGAAGUCCGUGAGUCUGUCGAUAUGGACUGGCGCUGCAUAGCCUCAGACCUUGACGACCGCGAAUACGUGUAUCACUUGCGCCCCGGUGUGACCACCAUGGUGCGCGUGUGUGCCAUCAACCGGUAUGGCACUUCUGAGGCGAGUCCCGCUGCCAUAAUUAGUCUGAAUAUAGGUCGCUUGAUCCCAGACCUCUCAAUUGAUCCGCCAUGGGUCACUGUGAUCAGGUCUACGUCGAUCCUUGCAAACAUGGCACCAACGCCAAAGUCAGCAGCAGUUGAAGCUGCUAAGGCCCGACGGAGACUCGAAUCAGCCGAAGAAUCACCCAAUGUCCACAAAUAUCCGAGUCCAGCCGGUUUACUGUUGCACUGGAAACCGGCUUACAUGCCUGACUUUUGUGCUGCCUGUGUUGCUGGGCUUGAACCAGUGUACAGUGUUGAGUGGCGGCGUGGAAGGACUGGACAGUGGCAAAUGAUCGUCGACGAUCUGGAAGACAUUACCAGUUUCAGACUUCCUAACGAAGUGGUACACGCGGUCGCGGAAGGUGACGACGGCCUUGAGUGGUCGAAGGAGCUUUCCGGAAACCGAGAGCCUUUCCGCUCUGCGCUGUACCAGGGCUCGCACCAUCACCUACAGCCCGUCGAGGUUCGUGUGUCAUGCAGGAACGCCUAUGGAAAUAGUGGCCCUACACGAGCCUGCCGACUGUCGCCAUCGCAACUAUUAGCUGGUACUCAUCGCCCUUCACUCACGAAUUGCUUCAUACCACCAGUUUCCGGAGAGCUGGAAGCAAGCGCGGCAACUGGAAGCACAUUAUCAACCACGACGCCUAGUGACAUGUACUCAGACUUGCCUGUACUUCAGCUGCCCAGUUCUCUGACUCGCUUAAAGGUCAAUGUCACCUCUAUUAGCAUGGAAGAUGGCUGCAGCCUCGAAUGGCAGCCCUACCUGACUACAGGCCUUGCCAACAGUACGGGACCAAAAAAGACUAAUAACUUCAAGCACCGUAGAUAUAGACUCGAAAAAUUCCUGUGCUUGGUACCGAGUUCUUUGAAUUCCGAGUACUCUGAAGAUGCCUACAAUCCACUGGCUGACCAGGCGAACUGGAACAUUCACAGCCGUACAGAGGGCCUUAUUUUUGGUGAGAACUUCGUCCUAGACAUAAAACCCGAGGACUCUCAGGAGCAGUUAUUCCGCUUGCUGGCUUGGACUCAGCGACCGGAGGAUGGUCAACCGGCCUGGCAGGACGCCUAUGAAUAUAUUCGAGUGCCAUCGCGUCUCAGUCUCCGACCACAGGCCCCUUGUUCUGUCACCGUAACCAGCGUCCAGGCGGCUGGGACGAAUGGAAAUCCAGGAUUACGCGUUUCGUGGACUCCGUCUGAGCAGCACAUGUUGAUCCGUCCACCAGAUGGAACUUUGAAGUCUGAUAUUGGCACUACUGGUGAUGAAAUCAUGUACAGCGAAGUAGAAUCAUUCAAACGGAAUAUCGAGGCUGCUGCAGCAGCGGUCACCUACCGUGUGGAGGCACGCAGCUUACAGACUACAAAGUCUAGUUGGCGUCAAGUUGCUAUGGUGACGAGAGGAGUUACCAGUGUACUUGAUCGGCAUGCCCAACCGGGCGUACGUCUAAUCUACAGGGUUACACCCAUAAACGGAUUUGGAGAUGGACCCAGUACAGAGUCACAGAUAAUCUUCCCACCGCCAGCAUUCGCCAGUCUCAACAGGUUGAUACAAAUUGAAUAA